This is a messenger RNA of Cooperia oncophora, 258 nucleotides long. The record is from the annotation of a GenBank genome assembly. Lineage: Eukaryota; Metazoa; Nematoda; Chromadorea; Rhabditida; Trichostrongylidae.
AUGAAUGUCGAAUGGUAUCCAUACGACAUACAACAAUGUGAGCUAAAAUUUGGCAGCUGGACGUAUAGUGGCACACAACUGGACCUGAUGCAUCUGCUCUCGGAUGAUGUGAAAUAUGUGGUUCGUAGGAACGAGAGCGAAUGGGACGUAGAGCGAGGAGUUGAUGUUUCAGGCUAUCAGGAGUCGGUGGAAUGGGACCUGCUUUCCGUUCUUGGCACUCGUCACGAAAAAUGGUAUCCUUGUUGUGAUUAUCCGUGA